AUGGACCAUACAUAUGAAGAGAAAGGUGUGUGCAAACAUUCAGGGAAUAAUCACAAGGUGGAGGUGUGCCCGCUCAGACCCAGAGCUGGCACAGGGACCUCUCCCAGAAGGCUGCAGGGCUUCCCUCCCAACCCUCCAACUGCUCACUUGCUGAGCCUGUGCUUAUCUGUUCAGUGGAACUGCUGUGUGCCACGCUCCUCAGAAGAAUCCAGAUGUUACUGCAAUAACCACUCCAUAAACAAACAGAACGCCCAGCUGGGAGAACUGGCUUCUCAGCAUUCGUCCCAGCAGAGGCUCUUCCGGGGCUGGGUUCUGACGGUUCCCCUGUUUUAGCACAGCUCUUGUUGGCAGGCAGAUGGCUACGAGUACAGCCACAGGCUGAAGUGUCAACAUUUCAGACAACACAGACAGUACAAUGACAAAUUGGGGAUCAGCUCUAAUCUCAGCCCCCCAUUUAAUAUGUUGCUGAAUAUUCUUCUGAACAGAGUUCAUCCCACGCUGUCCCCUGGUACAAGACGCUCCAAGGGGCUGAAGAGAGAGGGACUUCUGCAGUCAAGACAUCUGGGACACUCUUGGACAGUCACAAUGUGCAUUUGGGUAUUAAAGGCUCUGAAAAGUUCUGCACCAAAUAAACCCGUGGAUUGGCUUGAUCCAAUGCCACGUUUCCAAAACCUACUUGCCCAUGGGACACCUUAGUCCAUAACACAGGUUGGCAUUUCUUCUAGAGAGUGUGCUCUGAAAAACACUGGUCUCACAACACCGUGCAUUCAUCCAGCAGGUAUUUACCAAGCAGGGACUUUGGGCCAGGUCCGUGUUAGGCUCUGGAGGUGGACCAGUCAGCCCUGGCCCCGAUGGUGUCACUUCUCAUGGGAGAGGCAGCACAGAAGUCAUUGAGAAAAUGAAGAAACACACAGGCACUUUCAGAUGCUGAUAAUGACUACCACGAGAAAAAAGAGCUCCAGGUGGUGUCAUUUUGAGACAAUCUUCUCAACAAUGAGACAGAAUGAACCAUGCAAACUUUGGGGGCUAUGAUGGUUUUAGGAAAGAGCUAGAGUGAAGAAUCCUUUGACAUAUAUUGAUACAAAUAAAGAUACAUGUGUAUAAUUUUAUGUAAUUGACAUCACAUUAUA
Messenger RNA from Cercocebus atys (sooty mangabey), 1130 nucleotides. Its product is annotated as chromosome unknown open reading frame, human C20orf197. The record is from RefSeq and is a predicted model, not a curated record. NCBI's taxonomy places the organism in Eukaryota, Metazoa, Chordata, Mammalia, Primates, Cercopithecidae. The transcript is spliced from 3 exons.